Molecule: messenger RNA, 1154 nt
Organism: Styela clava
Lineage: Eukaryota; Metazoa; Chordata; Ascidiacea; Stolidobranchia; Styelidae
Source: RefSeq, a predicted model, not a curated record
UAGCUGAGUAUUAUAUAUUAUCGUUAUGUAUGUAAAUUAUGAAUCCAUGGUUAAUAACAAAAGUUGGUGCCUGUAUGCAUUUGGAUACUUUUCUUUGCUGUACUUAACUGUUAAAAGUUGCUAUGGACUAUACACGUUUCUGGUAACGUAUGUUACAGAUUCGCCAAUAAAUUUUAAGAAACUUGGCAGAUGGGCAGUUGUUACAGGCGCAACUGAUGGAAUCGGUAGAGCAAUCGCAGAUCAACUUGCCCAUCGGGGAAUCAAUAUUUUUCUGAUAAGUAAAAAUCAAGAAAAAUUGAAAAAUGUGGCCAGAGAAAUUGAGGAAUUAUAUAAUGUUGAAACUAAGUUUUUGAAGUUCAACUUCAUUCGGUUUGACACCAUCAACAGUGUUUCUCCAUAUGACUCCAUAUCACAAGCUGUUCAAAAUCUUGAUGUUGGAAUACUUGUAAAUAAUGUUGGAAUGCCAGCGGGAGAUGUAAAGGAGUUUCAUCUAUCACAUGGACCUAAUCAAACUCUUUCCAUAGCAUCAAACAAUCAAAUUCAUUGCAACGCGUCCUCCAGGGCUAAAAUGACAGAAAUUAUCCUUCCUGGUAUGGUGGCACGCAAGCGAGGAUUGGUUGUCAACAUCUCGUCAAUGUCGGCGUCUCACCCUCAUCCCAUUGUUUCAACUUAUGCGGCAUCGAAACGUUUUGACGAUACCCUAAGCAUUGGACUCGCAAACGAGUAUCGCAAACAUGGAAUCGUGAUUCAAAGUAUUCAACCGGGAUUUGUAUUCACAAAUUUAACAAAAGUAGUCAUAAAAAAUGCAAAUUUGGCGGUGCCGAAUGCUGCUACGUUUGCCCGACAUAUGAUGAAAACUCUGGGUAAGGCAGAUGUGACGUCAGGCUAUUGGGUACAUGCAAUUGUUCGUUGGUUUUAUAUGAGUUUGCCGGAAGGGAAUUUGGCACGAAGUUUGAGACGUACGUUCAAGGCUUUUGGAGAAUGACAAAACAAAACGUCGACAACCGACUUCAGUAAGUGGUCUGAAACAAAUCCAUUAAUACUUAUGAAAUUUCUAUUGAACUUAACAAGAGAUAUGGUUAGGCCAAGAAAUUCGUCAAGUAUGAGACAGUUAAAUUUAUACCACAAAAUAUACAUUUCGAGUAGAUUCCAAA